AUGGCAUUCUUUGAAAGUUUAAAAGACAAAGCUAUCAAUACCUUUAAUGAAGUGGUUUUGAAUAAAGAGGUCGGAGGAGACGGAUUGACCAAAGAACAAAAGUUUUGUCAAAAGUUUCAACUUCCGGAGGAGGAGAGAAUCAUUCAAGAAUCUAAUGUUGUUAUACAAUACAGAUCAGACUAUUUAGAACCCAGUUCAAAGUCCAAAGGACCUCAACGAUACCGUGAGCUUGAAGACGAUGAUUUUGAGCUUAACUUUCAAGGCAAGCUAUAUCUUACCCAGCACUUUUUGAUUUUUAGAGACAAUCAAGAUCCAAGAGAUUGUUCAUUCACAUUGCAAUUAUCUACCAUCAAGAAAGUGGAAAGAGAAUCAGCUUCGUUUGAUUAUAACUUUGUGUUGUCAUUGACUACUGUGAGCAGGUUGCACAUCAAAUUUUACUUUAGUGGUGGGAUCAGAUCCGACAAUGAGAGAUUUGCUCAAUGUUUAUCAAUGACAUUGAAAAAGAACCAAACAAACAUUAAAAAGCUUAAACCAUUUAUCCAAACAUGUUAUUCUGAGUACAUUUUAUCAAAAAAUAAAGUAUCGAAUGAAGAUAUCGAGCAUGCUCCUCCUGGUGGGUUAGGAUUGAAGUUCAAAUUUCCAGGGAAUGCCAAAGAGUCCAAGGAUAAAGUUAAGCUUAAAUUAUGGUUUGAUUUUUUCAAAGAAAAUGGUCGAAACCUAUCAUUGAUCAAGACACCAAUGUUUUAUAAGUUGAUUAGAGUUGGUUUACCUAAUAGAUUGAGAGGGGAGAUCUGGGAAUUAUGUUGUGGAUCGAUGUAUUUGAGAUUAGACCAUCAAGAAGAAUAUACCAAAUUGUUGACUGACAACCAAGGCAAAAAAUCGUUUGCAAUCGAGGAAAUUGAAAAAGACUUGAAUAGGUCGCUUCCCGAAUAUGCUGCUUAUCAGAGUUCAGAAGGUAUAGAAAGUUUGAGGAAAGUGUUAACCGCCUUUUCGUGGAAAAAUCCCGAAGUUGGGUAUUGCCAAGCAAUGAAUAUCGUUGUAGCAGCAUUGUUGAUAUACAUGUCGGAGGAACAAGCAUUUUGGACUUUGAAUGUGUUGUGUGAUAGAAUCGUACCGGGAUAUUAUUCCAAAACAAUGUACGGAACAUUACUUGACCAGAGAGUGUUUGAGUCAUUAGUGGAAACAACCAUGCCAGUACUUUGGGAACAUAUUUGCAAGAAUGAUAUUCAAUUAUCUGUUGUUUCAUUGCCAUGGUUUUUGUCAUUGUAUUUGUCAUCUAUGCCACUAGUGUUUGCAUUUAGAAUAUUGGAUAUUUUUUUCAUGCAAGGACCCAAGACCUUGUUUCAAGUUGCCUUGGCCAUCUUAAAGAUUAACGGUGAAGAGUUGUUGAAAACAGAAGAUGACGGAACUUUUAUUUCAAUCAUAAAGGAGUACUUUCUUAGUUUGGAUACAUCAGCACAUCCCAAUUCACCACAAUUAAAGUAUAGAAAUAUCACCAAGUUUCAAGACUUGCUUUUGGUGUCGUUUAAGGAAUUUUCCAACAUAGAUGAAGAAACUAUUCGCCUGCAUAGGGCCAAACACAGAGAUACAAUUUAUCAGAACAUUUCCACUUUUGUCAAGCGCACAGAGAUUAGACAUUUGCCAAAAACACCAAACAUACCACAAAGUACCAUCGAUGUUUUAUAUGAUAGGUUUUAUUCACAAGUGGAAGCAUCAAACAUCACCAAGGGUUCAGGUUCAAGUACGAUUGAUUUUAAAUCAUUUGUAAAAUUUUUGUCGGAGGUUUGCGAUUGGGUUGAUGACACUGACAUUGAUUCGAUUCCUGACAAUCAUUUUUUGCACAGAUUAUUCAACCACUGGGAUUCAGAGAACCAACAUGCACUAUCGUUUGCUGACUUGUUGGUGGGAUUAAAUUCAUUAGUUGAACCUGAUCUCAUGACGGCUAUAUCCAACUUUUACAACCUUUAUGAUACGAAACAUAACAACAAAAUUGACCGAGAAGGUAUAUUGCAAAUCUCGGAAGAUCUAUUGUACAUAACUAAGCCUUGGACAGAGGGACGGUUGCUUGAUGAAAUUACCCGUUCAGCUAUCGAAGACGAAGUUGCAGAAGCUGCUUCGAAAGUGCAAUCGGAAAAGGGCGAGCUACUACAAUCUCAAAUUGAUUCAAUCAAGGAGAAACUUGUUGUACAACAAAAUGAAAGGUACCUACAAGCAGCAAGCAAUUUUAUCAAUCGCGCAUUCGAGUAUGCCCAACCAGUGGAGGAGGAACUACUAAUCAAGGAUUUGGUUAUCCAGGACAAGGAAAAGAGAAACAAGGCGUUGGAUCCAUCGCAUCCAUUGUAUAUCAAUGUUGCUACAUUUCGUAUGGUAAUUUUAGCUGAGCCAAGUUAUGAGCUUUUAUUCUCAAGAGAGUGGAUGUUGGAGUUGGGUCGACCAUUGGAUGCCAAGGUCAACCCAAUGAGAUCAAUGCUCGAUGCGCUUUUAGCUGAUGGAAAGAAGGUUGCCAACAAGGUGAGAAUGAGACUGGAUUCAAGAGAGGAGGAGGAAAGAGAUGAUGAUUUUGGUGUGAUAUCGAUUGAUGAAAAAGAGAAGAAUUUGCUCUUGGAUAUUUAG
This is a messenger RNA of Lodderomyces parapsilosis, 2613 nucleotides long. RefSeq names its product Gyp2p (gene GYP2). NCBI's taxonomy places the organism in Eukaryota, Fungi, Ascomycota, Pichiomycetes, Serinales, Debaryomycetaceae. The coding region runs from base 1 to 2613 and encodes 870 amino acids. The transcript has a single exon. The record is from RefSeq and is a predicted model, not a curated record.